ACGUCAUAUUUGUGCUCCACAAGGGCUUCGCUGCAUCUGUUGAAGCGAAAGGGAGAAAGGGGGAUUCGUCUGCUCUUCAUAUGUCUUUGCCUCAUCAUCUGUGUGGGAAAAUACCGUCAGAUGAAAGCAAGUGUCUGUUUUGGUGGGGGGAUUAACCAUCCGAAACCGAUCGGCUCUGUCUGCGUGAAAUAGGGAAUGAACGACGAGACAGCAUCGGACAGCUGGAAGAGAAACUCCGGGUGCUCCAGUAUUGAGCAAAUGCUGGCUGUGAAUCCCGGAAAGACGCCCAUCAGUCUGCUGCAGGAGUAUGGAACGCGGAUAGGCAAGACCCCAGUGUACGACCUGCUGAAGGCCGAGGGACAGGCCCACCAGCCCAACUUCACGUUCCGCGUCUCCGUCGGAGAGAUCAGCUGCACCGGCCAAGGGCCCAGCAAGAAGGCAGCCAAGCACAAAGCAGCCGAGGCUGCUCUUAAGAUGCUCAAGGGAGGCCUUGGAGGUCCCGCCGGAGUUGGUGUGGGAGUAGACGGGUUUAUUGGGGUUGACGUGUCUACUGAUGGAGACGGCUCCCAGUCAGAGAUGAAGACCUCAGGCAGUUCUCAGCAGUCUGAAUGUAACCCUGUAGGAGCUUUGCAGGAAUUGGUGGUGCAGAAAGGAUGGCGUUUGCCAGAGUAUACUGUCACCCAGGAGUCUGGUCCAGCACACCGCAAAGAGUUCACCAUGACGUGCAGAGUCGAGAGAUUUGUCGAAAUUGUCUCCUGUUCCUCUCCAGGAAGUGGAACCUCAAAGAAGCUAGCCAAGAGAAACGCAGCAGCUAAGAUGUUAUCGCGUAUACACGACGUCCCAGUAGACUUGAGGACCAGCAACGACGCUGACACAGAAGAUGACACGUUCACCAUGCACAUGGGAAGCAGAGCGGAGUCGGGCAAAAGCAAAGGCUUCAGCUGCACGUGGGACUCUCUGCGUAACUCUGCUGGGGAGAAGAUCCUCCAGCUCCGCAGCCACCCUCUGGGCAUGCCGUCUGACUCCAAUUUCUGCUCUUUGCUGAGCGACCUGUCUGUCGAGCAGCGCUUUGACGUCAGUUACCUGGAUCUAGAAGAGCGCAGUCUGAGCGGCCUGUGCCAGUGUCUAGUGGAGCUGUCCACACAGCCAAUCACGGUGUGCCACGGCUUUGCACCAAGCAUAGAUGCUGCUCGAGCCAAUGCAGCCCACAAUGCACUGCAGUACCUCAAAAUCAUGGCUGGAGGGAAGUGAUGUCAUCUUCCUCCUCACAGACUCGAACUCGCAGCUACACAGUGCCAGGAUGAAUUUCCACUUUGGACGAAGGAUGCACUUUUGUGAUGAAUUCAAAUAACAUGAAUUACCUCAAAUUUGGAAAAAGAGACUUUUUCUGUCUCCAAAUUAACCCCUGGAGCCCUUUUUUGAUCACAUCUAUUUCUUAUUGUUGCCAAUGAAGAUUUAGUUGCCCAAGAACUCAUGUACCCCUCUCUUUGACAUUUUGCAUAUCUUUCAAAUAUUAUUUUAAAAUGCAUUUUCAGUUUUUGUUUGCUCAACAUCCAUACACAGCACUGUAUUUUCCUAAGAUCUAAAGUUUAGAAAGUCUUUAUCUGAAAUCAUAAAUGGUGCUCUUGCAGUGAGUUCCCAAAUAACUGCAGACACAUUCUGCAAAAGGUUAAAGGGGUUUGUAGAAAUUGGGCUAUGGAAUCACCAGUCAUUGGUGCUUCGUUUAAUUCCCGUUCACAUGGAUGAACGUAAGAAAAAAAUUUCCAGCCAUGUGCCAAAACGUGGAGAGAAAAGGACUCUGCUGAAUUGAUAUCAGAGGAUAAUUUUAAAAGACUGCCCUGUUUUCAGAUGAGCUUGUAUGAGUAUUGAAAAUGUGGCUUUUUGUUAUAUAUUAAUUAGUCAGUUGAAAAUCACCAUGUUAUCUUUGUUUUACAUUAUGAACUCAAAUAAGGUUUAAAAUGUUGGAAAUGAACCCAUCUCAUCAUGUUGCUCAUGGGCGUUCCCAAAGUAGAAAUUGUGAGAAGGAAAAUUAUAUGAAUUGUCGAAUAUAUGAAUGUCCUUGUAAUGUGUGCAGUUUUGCCCCUUUUAUAGACUUCCUUGCAAGCAUUGGGCUUAUCUUGAUGGCUUUCAGAGCAUUUUAGGAACUUUCAACAUGCUCUUUUUUAAUUGUGCGGAUAAUUAAAAAAUAUUCUACAACAUUACAAUUAAAUUUAAAAUCUACUUUUUUUGGUCCCAUUUACUCCUGAAUGUGCAGACAACAUUGUGAAGUGUAAUUGUCACAGCUUUAAAAUUUACCACUUUUUCUUUUAGCACACAGUUUUUGCUUGAGGAGCUCUAUAAAUCCAUUUCAGUGUAAAACAAAGACAAGCUUCUGAUUAGGGUGAAAGAGGACAACAUACUGCGAGUCUUGUGAUGAAGCACUGUUCUCGUUAUAAUCAUUAAACACGCUAAAACCUUACUUUUGACUUUCAGUAUCAUAGACAAACAAAGCUACCACAUAUUCUUAUGUGGAGUUUAAAUGUUAUACCUUAAAAAUAUUUUUGUGCUCAUUAUGCCCAAUAUUGUCUCAUGUCAAUGUGACUGUGAUUCUUGUAAUGAUGUUAGAAAAUUGAUGGCGGUGAUUUUCCAGAUUAUGUUCUCCAACUACCUGUUGUGUCUUGGUGUAAAGAUUCAUUACCACCUACCUUACUGUGUUUGCAUAUCGGUUAAUGUACUGCCUUGAAUUCAGCUGACGUAAGAAUUGAAAAUAGUAGACCGUUUGCAUUACUUGAAAAAAAUAAUGUCCUUUGCACAAUGCAGGCCAACCAAGUUUCUGUACAUCUACUCCCACUGGUACAAAGUACAGUGUGUUUGAUGUAACCAUAUUCUGUUGUUUUUUUCUGAUUACUGAAAUAAGGAACUUAACUACUGGUUUUUAGUGAAUUUUAGGUGCUGACUCAUUGACAUCAAUGCUGACAUCAAUGCAUUUGAGAUAGACUUCUUUGUUGUGGUAGUAGAAAAUGUUGCCCAGUUUUAGAAAACAAUGAACCAAAGUGUGAGCUCCAUAUGAAAUUGACUUUGUUUCCAAUAAAACAUUUUUAUACAUUUUACUGCCAA
Molecule: messenger RNA, 3096 nt
Organism: Siniperca chuatsi (mandarin fish)
Lineage: Eukaryota; Metazoa; Chordata; Actinopteri; Centrarchiformes; Sinipercidae
Gene: tarbp2
Product: TAR (HIV) RNA binding protein 2
Exons: 7
Coding region: 196-1251 (351 amino acids)
Biological process (GO): regulation of siRNA processing; regulation of miRNA processing; regulation of viral transcription
Cellular component (GO): RISC-loading complex
Molecular function (GO): pre-miRNA binding; double-stranded RNA binding; siRNA binding
Source: RefSeq, a predicted model, not a curated record